Molecule: messenger RNA, 1437 nt
Organism: Synchytrium microbalum
Lineage: Eukaryota; Fungi; Chytridiomycota; Chytridiomycetes; Synchytriales; Synchytriaceae
Exons: 9
Coding region: 1-1437 (478 amino acids)
Cellular component (GO): cytoplasm
Molecular function (GO): cysteine synthase activity
Source: RefSeq, a predicted model, not a curated record
AUGGGCUCGACGGGAAUCUCACUCGCUGUCAUAGGCAAGUCAAAAGGAUAUAAUGUGCACAUAGUCAUGCCAGAUGAUACGGCCCGAGAAAAGUACGAACUCCUGAUUGCUAUGGGUGCUGUUGUGGAACGAGUUCGCCCAGUGUCAAUAAUACACCAAAAUCACUUUGUCAACGUGGCCAAACGUCGGGCUGAUGAACUGAAUGAACAAUCUAUGCGCACUAAUAGUCCAGCCCGAGGCUACUUUUGUAAUCAAUUCGAAAACUUGGCUAACUUUGAGGCACACUUUAGAACUACUGGUCCUGAAAUCCUUCGUCAAUGUGGAGAUUGUAUCGAUGCAUUUGUUAUGGGAGCGGGUACAGGCGGAACAUUGGCUGGAGUUGCGAGGUAUCUUAAGCCUAAACUGCCAAACCUCAUGGUCGUGUUGGCCGACCCUCAGGGCUCUGGACUCUUCCAUCGAGUACUACACGGCAUUUUGUACUCGCCAACUGAAUCAGAGGGCACUCGAAAACGACAUCAGGUUGAUACUAUUAUUGAAGGUAUUGGAAUCAACAGAAUUACCGCCAAUUUUGAGAAGGGACGGAUUUGGAUAGACACAGCAAUCAAGGUCACCGAUCAAGAAGCCGUUAAUAUGUCCCGAUUUCUCAUGGAUCAAGAAGGCUUGUUCUUGGGAAGUUCCUCUGCAGUGAACUGCGUCGCUGCAGUCAAGAUUGCAAGGCAACUUGGACCGGGAAAGAAAAUUCUGACAAUCCUUUGCGACGAAGGAAAUCGUCAUCUGGGAAAGUUUUGGAACGACAAUGGGGCCGUCAUUCUUGGAACUCUCGUUCUGAUAUCCAGCUUUCCACCAAUGUUUGGAUAUGGAACCUUGCUAACAUUGUGUGGAUUUACGUACGGAUUUCCACUUGGUUUAAUUCCAGCUUACAUUGGAGGAUGGGCUGGAGCGAUGCUGUGUUUCCUGGCUGCUCGCAAACUCUUGUCUGGAUAUAAACAAAGAAUAGCAGACAAUUUUUCUCAGCUUCAAUCAGUAAUCGACAAGGGUGGAUUGAAGCUGCUCAUCCUGAUCAGACUAGCGCCAUAUCCAUGGGGAAUCAUGAAUGUUGUCUUUGCCGCGUCGUCAGUUGACAUUACGACAUAUAUAAUUGCUACGUCAGUGGCUCUAAUAAAGGCAUGCCUCCAUGUUUAUAUUGGCUCUACGGUCAAAUCUCUUGCCGAGGAAAGCGGUACGUCAUCACCGCUAAGAAUUGGAAUCCUCGUCGUAUCCAUGAUAUUGGGGCUCGGCGUCUUUGUGUAUAUAUCAUUUCUGGUGAGGAACGCUGUAAACGUCGAAAUUGGCGAGGAUGGCGAAGAGGAAGUAAUAUUGAGGCAAAGUGGAGACAGGCACAGUCGGGAUGAAUCUUUUGAUUCAGAGCUUGACGAACACGGCGAUGGUCUUGUAUAA